AGCUGAAGGAAAACCUACAGCGUUGCUCUGGUCGAGGCUCUCGUGAGCGCAGCGUCUGUGGAAGCACUGGAAGCAAUCUGAACUACAGAAUCAUCAAGAAGUAAUGGCGCCCUGCGGCCUCUCGUCUCGUUGAGCAUCAGCAGCCACACGCGGGGGGCAGGAAUGAUCUACCUGGCUCACACAGCUCACCGCCAGUUCCUGGGUUUUGUGUUGGGCUUCCUAGCGUGGCUCUUCAUCGUGACGACCACCGGCAUCAACGAGUGGCGGCUCUGGUACGUGGACGACGUGUCCGUCGUCACGUCGGGCGUGGCCUGGGUGGGGAUCUGGAGGGCGUGCUUUUACAGCCACGUCCUCCCAGAGGCCGAGUACUGUCGCAGCAUCGGCGUCUCGGACAGCUUCGCCCCUGCCGAGAUCCCCUCGGCUCAGGUCCUGAUGAUGCUGGCGGUGAUCACCGGCCUGCUGGGGAACGUCAGCGCGGCGGUGGCCGUGAGGUUUGCCUACUUCUCGGUGGAAGACCGCAGGAACAUGAGGCUGAGCUUCGCGAUGGCCGGGGCUCUGUACUCGGUCACGGCGGUGUUGUCCUUGGUGCCUCUGGUGUGGAACAUGACCGCCGUUCUGAACAACAGCACCAUAGACUUUCCUCCGGAGUUCAACCUGCCUGUUGCUCCGGUCCGGCAGAGUGUGGGAGCAGCCAUCGGGAUGGGAAUGCUUGCUUCCAUCCUGAUGCUUAUAAGCGGAGUGAUUUUCUUCUGCUACAGGCAUUCAUCGCAAACCGCGGACCCGCUCAAUGGCCACUGGACGGUACCAACACUGCCGAAGAAGUCUGAGCUGCCCAGCGGUGACCGUCAAGCGAUGGAUAACCCGGGGUUCUACAGUGAAGAAAGAUUGUGAUGGUUCUACAUAUUUUUCCUGCAUUAACAAAAGCGUAUAUUUUGAGAACGUUUCCGAACUACAAAGCAACCAUAUGUUGCUUUGUAGCCCGUAUGUUAAAGAUCAAAACAUUCCUCCGGAAUGGCAGGUACUGCAAAAACUCAACAAAGACGACAGCAGAAAUCACCGUCAUCUCCUGUGCUACAUACUCUGUGUGACAGGAAUCCAAAUCAAUAUAACCAUCAAUAACUAGAUUAUUCAAUGUUUUUGUAGGAGACAAUAUUUUAAAUGUUAUCUCCGUCUAAGUUGACAUGGCCGUCUCGUCUCCAGUGGUCUUUCACAAAUGCCACCUGACCCUGAUUUGUCAAGCUAGUGGCUCCUGAAGACCAGUAACGGUCUGCUGGUGUCUGGAACCAGACUGGUUGGAGAGGAUACUCUGAACCCUGGAAGAACACAGACGAGACCUCUGUGAACCCGAUUCAUCUCUAAAGUACAUCCUGCAUGCAACGUCUGGCAGAAAUAUUUAACCUUUAUAGAUUUUUUUUUACUCUAAAACCACAAACGUCAGUGUAAUGUCUUGCUACUGUAUCUGACAGCAUGAAUGCUUAUUGUUCCAAUAAGUUCUCAGAGGUGUUUUUAGAGAACAAAUCCUGGAAGAUCUAAUAAAUUUGGCAAAAAGACUUUUUGAGAUUGUUGUGGAUCCUCUAGCACUGAACAAAAAUCAGCCACAUUUACAAUGUAAUUGUUCAGAUCGAAGCAUUUUGACAUCUUAAAACAGCCAAAACACCUGCAACACAAUCAAACAAUCAAUUUAAUUAUAGGGUAUUUUUCCUACACAACAGCAACACAAAGGGAUUUCCACAGGGCGAUAUUUGGAGGUUGUAGAAAACAAACAAAAAAACAAACAAAUAACGAGCUCGUCAAGGCUAAGCAUAAAAAAAAAGAUGAUAGUUAACAGAGGUAAGACUGAGGAAACAACCAUGGUAGCUAUGGUGACACGUUUAACAUAGACAUUAAAAUGAUCAAUCUAGAUUCGUAAGUUCAGAUAAAAGUGAUAAAACCAACAUCACAAAUGGCAAUAUAGGAAUAAAACAGUGAGAGUCAAUAGAGAAAGUAGAAAAAGAUUCAAAAAACAAAAUACGUACAUGAAAAUCUACAUCUAAUUCAAAUAACUGAUGUAGCGCUUCUUUCAUUGCAACAGUAAAACAAAAUAUGCUGGCAAAAACAGUUGUGUCUUGUUCAGAAUAUAUUUAUUACAGGUUUUUCUAACACAAUUUAUUCUUUUCCUUCCGCUUCACAAGGCUCCUCAACUUCUGCUGGUCUAUCAUUUUAAAAUAAAAAUACUUUAGAUUAAAGGGGCAGUAUUCUAUAAAAUGGACUUUUUGAGCUUUAACAUCAUGCUAUAAUUUGAUCCCCUCGUCAAAAACAUACCUGAGGCGUCGCCUUGAGAAAUGAUUUAAUUUCCCGUGGCAACCACUCACCUGUGCAAAAACGCCUGGGUGGACCUAGCCCCGCCUUCCAGACCCGGCGGUUGACGAGCCUCUGAUCUUCAACCUCCUCUCCCCUCCCCCACUGAGCUCCUUCAGACUAGCCAGCAGCAAUUAGCUCACUUAUUGACUUCUCACAGGAACGCUGUAAAAACUCUGUUAAAAGGGUUAAAGUUUCAGAAGGAGCAGGAGUUUCUCAAAGAGACAGAGACCCAAUUUCAAUUAAGUCAUAUUUGAUGUAUAGAUAUAGUAAUUUUAAAACUGAAGGCAACAAAGUGAUUGUGCUAUUAAAUGGCACUGUGUGCGUGGGAAAUACAUAAUAACUGAGGAGCUGGAGGAUCAUCCGACCUCUGAUGAUCGCUGCUGGCCUUCAUAAAUAAGGCGUUUCAAUUUAAAAAAAAUAAAUAAAUAAACAACAAUAAAAGAGCCAGAAUAACUGACGUUAAUGUGUAAAUAAAGGAUACACGAGACAUCAUGUGUUGCUCGUUACGGCUGGGCUGAAGAAGGCCUCGGUGGGAUUCUUCUCCUCGGAUGGUCAGAAACUUGAUUUCCGCUCCGUUGUCACGCAGCGCCCUCAGCAGGCGGCCAGCCUUCUGGGCCCGUGACGACAGAUCGGUGUCAUCACAGCUCGGGCCGGUGGAGGGAGGCCGAGGUGUGGGGCUUCUGUCGGGCCUCCAUGUGAGGACGGGUAUCAGCGAGUCAGGUUGACCGGGGGGCCUCGCUCACGUGACCCGCGUAGGACGAGAGCAGGCAUGCGAGUACGCAGAGGGGCCCCGCCUUACUGGGGGGGAUUGUUGCAAGGCAAGGCUUUUUUUCCCCCUCUCUCUCUCUCUCACAAACACACGCAGGUCCAGCCGCUUGCUGCACCUCUCUGGAGGAGGAAAAACAAAAGCUCCUCUUCUUCACUUCACUUCGUUAGAACUCGGCUCCCUUUAAAAAUCACAAAGCGGAUUACAGCUGUGAGGCAUUUACAUUAACAUAAUGGGUCAAGAACAUUCCGGUAGGCAACAUAUUUAAAGAGUUGUUCAUCAAAUCCUGUAGCUCCCUCUCCCUGCGAUCAACACACACACACACACACACACACACACCUGCAGAUAACGCUUGACAAACACACACGGUCCGUCCAGGCCGGGUUAUCUAAUCUGUCUCACUUAGUCGUCAAAUUCAUCGGCUAGAAAUCAUUGCCAGAACACUAAAAAAAAAAAAAACACACACACACACACACACACACAACUCUGAUGACUGGUGCAGAUGUUUCUAGUGUUUGUUUUUUGUUUGUUUUUUUUCCCGUAAGCCAACUGACUGGAUGACAGUUUUGCUGGGAUGUUGGCAUUUUCCUGCGGUAAACUCAGAUGAAGAGAGAUAUAGAUAUAACUCACGGCGCAGGAGCAGCUGAUCUCUAUGUUUUUAUGUUGGUCAGAGAUCAGUGAUAACAGAUCAUAACAUGUAUGAUUUGUUGCAGUGGUGGAGCGUAAGUAGCGCCAUUUUUUAUUUUAUUUUAAGCUUUUAAACAUUAGCAGGUCUGAUUGAAGAUUGACCGUCCUUUCAGAUCUGUCGCUACAGAAAGAGCAGAUGAAAAAUUUAAAUCUGUAAGCGUAAUAAAAAAGAAAAAAAAAUCUCCUACUGGGAAAAACUCCAUUGAUUAUGUAUAAAAAAAGAUUUUUCUGAACCUUUUCUGCAAGUACAUUAUUUUUAUCCAGCAUUUUUCACCAGAAAAUGUAUCUAAAAAUCUUACAAACUAUUUUCCUUGAUCUAGGGGAAAAUAACUUUUUACUUUACUUUCAUUUAUAAGAAUAAUAUUUGGCUCACUCUUUCAUGAUUAUUUAGACAAGUACUUAGUAUGCCUUACCUUUACUAUUUUAAACGGGCAGUAUUGUGUAUUUUCCAUGCAUAGAGGGCCAUUUCUAGCACAAUCAUUGUUACCGUCAGUUUUUAAAAUGCUGUAUACAUCAAACAUGACAUAAAAGAAAUGCAACAUCGCAA
Molecule: messenger RNA, 4340 nt
Organism: Xiphophorus couchianus (Monterrey platyfish)
Lineage: Eukaryota; Metazoa; Chordata; Actinopteri; Cyprinodontiformes; Poeciliidae
Gene: cldn34a
Product: claudin 34a
Exons: 2
Coding region: 163-891 (242 amino acids)
Cellular component (GO): bicellular tight junction; membrane
Molecular function (GO): structural molecule activity
Source: RefSeq, a predicted model, not a curated record